This is a messenger RNA of Schizophyllum commune H4-8, 3176 nucleotides long. RefSeq names its product ATP-dependent protease La. The record is from RefSeq and is a predicted model, not a curated record. Gene Ontology annotation, molecular function: serine-type endopeptidase activity; ATP hydrolysis activity; ATP-dependent peptidase activity. Gene Ontology annotation, cellular component: peroxisomal matrix. NCBI's taxonomy places the organism in Eukaryota, Fungi, Basidiomycota, Agaricomycetes, Agaricales, Schizophyllaceae. The transcript is spliced from 6 exons. Bases 189 to 2966 code for a protein of 925 amino acids. Gene Ontology annotation, biological process: protein catabolic process; protein targeting to peroxisome; protein processing.
CUUCUCUCCUCGCGCUUUACUCAGAUUCGAACACCGGCCAAGUGACCGCGUCUUAAUCACGCGCUUCUGCGCGGCCGCGGAAAUAAGUACCCCACACCGGGCCCCGCUCGCUUCGAGCACCUCUUGCUUCCAACCACCGCCGUCCUUCUUUUGCUCGAGGCGUACAUACCCCGAGGACGCAUUCAACAAUGACUGCCAGGCUGCCUGUCAUCCCCCUUCCCCACCCCCUUAUCCUCCUCCCCGCAUCCCGGCUCUCGCUCCCCAUCAGCACCGAGCUCGGUGAGGCGCUCCUUGGGCUCAUUAGCGAGUCCGACUCGCUCCCGAUCAUUGCUGCUGUGCCGGUAGUCGAUAACGAAGCACAAUCGCUCGCCGAGGUCGGGACAUGCGCGCGCGUCUUGCGCCUGGUCAAGCCUACGUCCCGGAAUGCGAAGGACCCGUAUCUCGUCGCUCUGCAUGGUCUCUCUCGCGUCCGCUUACCGGCUGGGCCGAGAUCCUCGCCACCUGAUUUGUGCGCGCACCCCGUGGAGUACGAAGUCGCGACGAACAAGGUGCCGAAGAGCGCUUCGGUGGACAGGUUCCGGACGAGCGCCUUGCGGCUGCUGGACGGACUCGCACGCACAGCGAAGGCGCAUGCGAAGCGGGAGACGUAUGCCAAGAUGGCGAGCGUGCUUGAGGCCGCGCCCGAUCCCAAGACGCCCUGGAUGGCAGACCUGCUCAUGGGGAGCAUGAACACGGACUACGAUGACAAGUUUGCAAUGCUCGGCUUGUUUGACAUCAACGAGCGCCUGGAGCACGCCGCGCAGGUCUUCUCUAAGAUCUCCUCCAUAUCCGAGGUCUCGCGCAAGAUAUCCUCAUCCAUCGACGAGUCGCUAUCGAAGCAGCAGAAGGAGUUCUUCCUCCGGCAGCAGCUCGCUGCCAUCCAACGCGAGUUGCAAACUCUGCGCAGCGAUGGCCCCUCUUCGCCGACUUCGCCCAACUCUGAUGCACCGCCCUCCGAGCUCGACGACAAUGAGCAGGCGGACGCGGACGACAUGUCGGACCUCAAGCGCAAGAUAGAAGCCAUGGCACCCGGGUCCGAGGAGCGCAAGAUGGGUGCCCGCGAGUGGAAGCGCCUGAAGCGUAUCCCUCAGGGAAGCGUGGAGAAUGGGGUUAUACGCUCUUAUCUCGAGUGGCUCACGUCACUACCGUGGCCGACGACCGCCGCGCGUACUGAGGCGCCCGCCCGCGUCCGCACCCGCGCUUUCCUCGCCAGCGCGCGCGAGCAGCUCGACCAGGACCACUUCGGCCUCGACAACAUCAAGAAGCGCAUCAUCGAGUACCUCGCCGUCGUCCGGCUUCGCGAGCUCGCCGCGCAGGUCCCGCCCUCGCCGACCGCUACCUCCAGCGCCGUCGUCUCGUACGACCCCAGCGUCAACAAAUCACCCUCUAGCAAGCCGCCGCCGCGCACGAACGUCGCCAAGCCACCGAUUCUGCUCUUUGUCGGCCCGCCGGGUACGGGGAAGACGAGCUUAGGGCAGUCGGUGGCGCGCGCGCUGGAUUUGCCCUUCCAGCGGAUCUCGCUUGGCGGCGUGCGCGACGAGGCAGAGAUUCGCGGGCAUCGGAGGACGUAUGUGGCCAGUGCACCGGGGCUGAUCGUGCAGGCGCUCAGGAAGGCGGGGCGCCCAGACUUCGUGAUGCUUUUAGAUGAAGUGGACAAGUUGGGAGCCUCCAACUUCCAUGGCGACCCUUCAGCCGCAUUGCUCGAGGUGCUUGACCCAGAGCAGAACCACUCGUUUAAUGAUCACUACCUCUCGGUACCCGUCGACCUCUCGCGCGUCCUGUUCAUCUUGACCGCCAACUCGCUGGACACUAUGUCCGGCCCGUUGCUCGACCGCUGCGAGGUGGUCCGGCUGUCAGGCUACACCUACGACGAGAAGAUGUCGAUCGCGCGCCGAUACUUGAUCCCCAAACAGAUCCGCGCUUGCGCGCUAGAGCAAGAGCCAGCUUCGACGGAGAGCAAAGAUGCACAACUUGCUCAGGCUGGUGCUCAGCUCGGCAACUCAGACACGCAGCUCGUCAAGGCGGACCCAACGGUUGUCAAGGUCGGGGGCCCGCGGGUCAUCAUCACCGAGCCCGCCCUCCUCACCAUCGUCACCAAGUACACCCGCGAAGCCGGUGUCCGCAGCCUCGAGCGCGCCAUCGGCUCUGUCGUGCGCUACAAGGCCGUCGAGUGGGCCGAGCACAACGAGGACGCGGCAUCCCAAGCAUCGUCCGCUCGCCCCUACAACCCCGUCGUCGAGGAGCACGAGCUGGAGGCUAUCCUCGGCAUCCCGCGCUACGAGGAGGAGCGCGAGCGCGAAGCGCGCCCGGGCGUCGUCUACGGCCUCGUCGUCACCGGGCAGGGCGAGGGCGGCAUCAUGCCCAUCGAGAGCACCUCUGUGCCCGGCAGCGGCGCGCUGAAGACGACGGGCAGCCUCGGCGAUGUGAUCCGCGAGAGCGCGGAGCUGGCGCUGACGUUCGUGAAGCGGCACGCGUAUGACUUGGGGAUCACGGACACGCGGUCGCAGGACCCGUUGCGGCAUCCGUCGGUCAUCGACGUGCACCUGCACCUCCCCGCGGGAGCGCAGAAAAAGGACGGGCCGAGUGCGGGGACGGCGAUGACCUGCGCGUUGGUGUCGCUGCUCACGGGCCUCACCGUGCCCACGCAUGUGGCGAUGACGGGGGAGAUCACCCUCCGCGGCCGCGUCACACCCGUCGGCGGGAUCAAGGAGAAGGUCCUCGGCGCGCACCGCGCGGGCAUCACGCGCGUCAUCCUCCCCUGCGCGAACCGCAAGGACGUCGAGCACGACGUCGCCGCCGAGAUCCGAAACGAGAUGGAGUUCGUGUUCGUGCGCACCGUGCGCGAGGCGCUUGAUGCGGCAUUUGGCGAGAGGAAGCUCGCGUGGCGCCGGGACGUCCAGCUGCCGCUUAUGGAGAGUCGGAUGUAGGCAUAUAUGCAGCCGGGUGUAGGCGCAUGAGCAGCCGGAUGUAAGGAGGAAAUACGGACUAUAUGGAAGGUCAAGGAGGGACCUCCCGUGUAUAGGGACUGCUGACGAUACUUAUGUCCAUUGACGAUACCUUAUGUCUAUAACGAGUUCAAGUGUACUUCUAGGAUAUCCCCUGCUCCAAUGUACAAAUAUCAUUCUGGUUCCAGAUCA